Trichomonas vaginalis G3 is the source of this 2085-nucleotide messenger RNA. Its product is annotated as leucine-rich repeat, isoform f-related family. Gene Ontology annotation, cellular component: plasma membrane; lamellipodium. NCBI's taxonomy places the organism in Eukaryota, Parabasalia, Trichomonadida, Trichomonadidae. Bases 1 to 2085 code for a protein of 694 amino acids. Gene Ontology annotation, biological process: cell migration; regulation of Arp2/3 complex-mediated actin nucleation. The record is from RefSeq and is a predicted model, not a curated record. The transcript has a single exon.
AUGAGCAUUGAUAUCUCUGCAAUUAAGCAGCGGCUUUCCAAUGAAAAAGAUGUCUUGCUCGUACAAGUUGUCAAGAAAAUCAAUAAUAAAGGAAAAGAAGAGAAUGAAGUGAUUGUUGCCACUGAAAGUUCAUUAUUUUAUGUUCAUCCAGGAAAAAAGAUCACUGCUGAUAAGAAAUCUUGUUGGCUAGACUUAACGGCAAUUACACUUGUUGAAUAUCAGUCAAAAUUCAUCAUAAAAUUUACAAAAAACAAAAUUGACACGCAAUUUGAGUUUUUGACAUCAGAUUACAUAAACAUUGCACAGAUUAUAGGUGGCCAUUUACAGCGUUUGAUGGGCCCGUAUUGGUCUCAAAAAAUGAACAUUGAUUUACUUACAAAAGACAAAUUUUCGUUCGAUGGCAACUCGGUCUUAAUGCGUCUUCGUGUAUAUUGUCAAUAUCAAGAUAUUACAAUCCCAGAUGCAUAUAUAGAAAAAUUGAAAAAAUAUAUUAACAAUUACGAAGUUAAUUUUUAUUUUUCUGACUGGGGAAACUACAUUAUUCCUAUAAUAUUCGCUUUACAACCAUAUUCAAAGUGUAUUUCAGGAAUUUUCAAUAAAUCUCUUCCAGACGUAUUACUUUUAAAACUUCGCGAGUUAUUUAUACCAUUCUGUCACUUAUCAUUCGAAAUACCACUUGAUCAACAGUUCAUCAAGUUCCUGGAAGUUGCAAAAUUUGAAUGUACUGCUUUAACAUUCAAAAACACACAAUUAAACCCUGACCAGUUAUCUAUAAUAUCCCAAUGUGGUAUCAAGCAUCAAAUUCAGACUCUUUCGCUGAAUAAUGCUUUUGUAGACCCAGCUUUUUCAGUUUUUUACACAGAUGCGUUCUUCAAGAACGAGCUUUGCAUCCAGACAUCGUAUUUUAACUUCGAUGAGACCAGAGGCCUUCAUCUUCCAAGAUUAUUAUGGUUCAUCAAAGGAGUAACGGUUUUAAGCCUUGCAAAUGCUAAUCUUGAAGUCAGCCAUGUCGUACAACAGCUUUUUUCUUACGAUUUUACAAAUUUACGCUGUUUGAAUUUGAGCGGAAAUUUUUGUCGAGAUGUUGUUCAAGACAAGCAGAAAUUGCAUGUUCCAGGUAAUUUAUGUCGUCUUGACAUCAACAAACUUGAAUUUGGCCGCAGCUGCGUUCAAGAUUUUCUUGAAUUUCUUUUUGGCUUCGAAUGGAAGCUGGGAUUGCGUCUUUACGCUGAUGAGUUGGUCAUUCAUAAUGCUGACUUGGCUCAAUUGUUCGAAUUAUUCGAGAAAUCCGCAUUCUCAAAUUUAAUUGACUUUUCAUGGUGCGGAAAUGCAUCUAGACUUGGUUUAUUGCAUUUCAUCCGUCGCAACAAGAAGCUGGCCAAUCUUUUCAUGGACAAAUCCUUCGGUGAGAAGAGUCCUGCGAAAAUUACGGAAUUUGCAAACUCAAUCAUCGAUAUGCAAUUCCUAACUGUUCUUUCUUUACGUGGAGAUGAUUCUUCAUUCAUGGGAGAAGCCGCAUCUCCUAUUGCCGAAGUUUUGAAGUCGAUGACGAAUAUUGCAUUCGUAGAUCUCUCAGGAAACCACUUAACAACUGAAACAAUCGAUAUUAUAUAUAACGCUGUUUCAGUUAAUUCAAGUAUCAGAAGCGUUCUUUUGUUGAAUCCUGGAAUUUCGGAAGAUUUGAUCAAAAGAUACGAAAAAGAAAGUGAAAAAGUGAAGUUCCUCCUUCAGAAUGAGAAGAGAGAAUAUAAUAGAUUCCCUCCUUACCUCACUUCCGAUGAACUCGUUGCUCCGCAGACACAAAACUCUCCUUACGACGCUUUCGUCUUCAUGCCGGACCCUCCUCCAGAGCCAUCUCCUAAAGAAGACCCAAUGGUGACGAAAAGACGCAAAUUGUUCUUGAAAACGGUUGGUCACAAUGAAGUUGACGAGGAUUUGCUUCCAAUACAGAAGAAUAAGACUGACAGAUUGCCAACGAACUGGGAAUUGUCAAGGGAUGUUAUUGAGGGAGCGGUUUUUGAUGCUACUGAUGCAGAAGAAGCUUUGAUCGCAAAGUUUACACUCGGAAAAUUGUCUAAUAAAUAA